Messenger RNA from Sciurus carolinensis (gray squirrel), 3155 nucleotides. RefSeq names its product fatty acid hydroxylase domain containing 2 (gene Faxdc2). Gene Ontology annotation, biological process: sterol biosynthetic process. Lineage: Eukaryota; Metazoa; Chordata; Mammalia; Rodentia; Sciuridae. Bases 386 to 1417 code for a protein of 343 amino acids. The record is from RefSeq and is a predicted model, not a curated record. Gene Ontology annotation, molecular function: iron ion binding; C-4 methylsterol oxidase activity. The transcript has 9 exons.
GUUGUAGAAGAUGAAGGGAGUUUUUUAUUAGAAAAAAAAUAAAAAAUAAAAAGAGGGGGACCCAGACCAGGGACCAACUGCACUUCUUUCAAGCUCUUGUUUGAAGUGCGUGUGUCCUCUCAGCUUUAAGGACAUGCCCUUUAGAAAAAAGGGAAUUUUGUCUUCAGACCAAACAAACCCAAACUUUUUCUCUCAUCACGUGCCUGCCUGGAGCCAGUCGGAGGCUCUGUAAUGCGAUCGGAUCUACAUGGCCAGCCUCCCGACCCACCCAAAUAACAACGGGGUUAGCCGGCAGCAAACAGUUGGUCACAUCUGAAAGGGAAGAGAUCCUGACUUGACCUGUGACCGGGACCUUGGAGAAGCUUGGAAACAGCCCACCGCAGAGAUGAAGGGAGAGGCUGGGAGCAUGCUACCCAACAGGAAGUCCAAGCUGGUAAAUGCCAGCACCCCGCCCACCGUACUGGAGGGACACAUUUGGGGCUCCAUGAGGAGGACAGCUUUCAUCCUGGGCUCUGGUCUUCUCUUGUUGGUGGCCUUCUGGAACUCAGUCACUUGGCAUCUUCAGCGAUUUUGGGGUGCUUCUGGCUACUUUUGGCAAGCCCAGUGGGAAAGACUGCUGUCUGCCUUUGAAGGGAAAGAGUGGAUCCUCUUCAUUCUAGGUACCACCCAAGUGCCUUGUCUGAUCUUCUGGGCCUUCAAUGGGCUUCUGCUGGUGGUGGACACGACUGGAAAACCCAACUUCAUCUCUCGCUACCGAAUUCAGGCUGGCAAGAAUGAACCGGUAGACCCCAUGAAACUCCGCCAGGCUGUCCACACGGUCCUUUUUAACCAGUUUGUGAUCACUCUCCCCAUGGCAGUCUUCCUCUUUCCCUUCCUCAAGUGGUGGGGAGACCCCUGCGGCCCAGAGCUGCCUACCUUCCACUGGUUCCUUCUGGAGCUGACCAUCUUCACCUUGACUGAAGAAGUCUUGUUCUACUACUCGCAUCGGCUCCUUCACCACCCAACAUUCUACAAGAAAAUUCACAAGAAACACCAUGAGUGGACAGCUCCCAUUGGGGUGACCUCUCUCUAUGCCCACCCUGUAGAGCAUGUGGCCUCCAACCUGCUGCCAGUUAUCGCAGGUCCCUUAGUAAUGGGCUCCCAUUUGUCCUCCAUCACUGUGUGGUUUUCCUUGGCCCUCAUCAUCACCACCAUCUCCCACUGCGGCUACCAUCUACCCUUCCUGCCUUCACCUGAAUUCCACGACUACCACCAUCUCAAGUUCAACCAGUGCUAUGGAGUGCUGGGGGUGCUGGACCACCUCCAUGGGACCGACACCAUAUUCAAGCAGACCAAGGCCUAUGAGAGGCACAUCCUGCUGCUGGGCUUCACCCCGCUCUCUGAGAGCAUCCCUGACUCCCCAAAGAAGAUGGAGUGAGCGCACCCUUGACAGUCCUAUCCCAACAGCGGGAUUCCCAGACACCGAGGUCUCAUGGUUGCACCUAACAGCUUGCCUCCUUCAGCCACGUCCUCUAAUGAUGGCACCACUAGGGCAGAGGAAAGGCUAGCUUCCUAGCAAGGCAGGGCUAAGGAUGGGGCCAGGGCUUCCCCCAGACUUUAGGCCUUGUCCCUUCCUGGGACCAGGAGUUGGCUUAAGGAAAAGGAAAAAUAAGUUCCCCAGGCUGGAGGCCAGCCGGAGGUGGAAACCUUUUUAGGAGGGCUCUAGCCAGUCCCCCUGGUCCUCUGCUGUGGGAUGGAAAAAGGUUCCUCCCCUCAUGACCGCCUUGAGGCCCAGGUAAGAUGCAGUGAAUGAUGGAAAUGCCAGUAGGCCUGAGGCUAUCUGGGCUCCAGGGAGAUCUCCUGGUGCAAGGGAGUCUGAGAAUCAGAUAUCACUGUGCUUCUUUCAAAAGGCUUUUCCAUCCUUAGUCAGCUCAGGGCCAGUUGUCCCUGACAAAUAGUUCCAGAUGCUUCCUAACUUGCCAGGUGCCAGUCCCAUCCCCUCACCCCCAUCACACGCACACAGAGGCCCCGUUACAACCCUUGCACACUGCAUGCAAACAUCCUCCUUUCCCGAAGAGACAAAUAGCACACAGGUGCUCCUCCCUGGAUUAACUGAUAACAAGGAGGCACAGGCCAUACCCCAACACCUUCAGCCCUCUGUGGAGAUCCAUGGCUGAACCCUGAGGACUGCUCAGCUGGGUGCCCUUCACCCAAAAGCAGUGAGUCACGACCCUUGGGGGAUACCCAGCUGAGGCCCCUAAUUAACUUACAUGACCAAAACCAGUGUUUAGAACCCUACUUUCCCUCAACAAGGAGCCCAGAAAAAGAUGGCCAAGGGGCAAAAUUCUUUUUCUCUGAAGUGGUUCACCGCUUUUCUUUUUUUUGCGAUACUGGGGAUCGAACUCAGGGCCUUCUGCUUGCGAGGCAAGCAUUCUACCAGCUGAGCUAUCUCCCCAGCCCUACCGAUUUUCUUAACACCAUUUAUUUGGCUGGAUUUUAACAGAUACCUUUUUCAAAUGAAAUCUAACUAGCACCCUUUUUAUCUGAAACAAAGCCACAAGGCUAUCUGGGUUCUCACCCUCAGCCUCCCCUUUAGGAGUGACAUGGCCAGGAACCCUCUGGCUCCUAACAAUUCAGAUCACUCUGAAAAGCCACCAUUACUAACAUUCUCAUUUACCUCCACCCCUACUGGGGACUGAACCCACGGUGCUCUGCCACUCAGCUACAUCUCCAGCCCCUUUUACUUUCUAUUUUGAAAACAGAAAAUAUUGCCCAGUAUGGCAUCAAACUGGUAUGACUCCUACAUUAGCCUCUACUGAGGCAUGCACCACCCCAUCUAGUUUAUUUAAUAAAUUCUUACACAAUUGUGCCUAUUUCUAACUUUCAGUUCUUUGGGGCCAAGAAAACAUCUGUGGCCAGGUGAGGCUGCAUGCACCUGUAAUCCUGUUACUCUGAGGCAGGAGGAUUGCCAGUUCAAAGCCAGCCUGGGCAACUGAGCAUGAUCCUGCCUCAAAAAAUUAAAAGGGCUGGGGAUGGAGCUCAGUGGUAAAGGCACCUCUGGGUUCAAUCCCCAAUACCAGGAAAAUGUUUAAAAAAAAAAAAAAAAAGUCACCUAUUGUGGUUUUACAAAAUCCUUAACAAAGUUGGUAUAGCUGGUCCCCAGCUACCUGGGAGCA